Ctenocephalides felis (cat flea) is the source of this 1077-nucleotide messenger RNA. RefSeq lists its product as uncharacterized. Gene Ontology annotation, cellular component: cytoplasm. NCBI's taxonomy places the organism in Eukaryota, Metazoa, Arthropoda, Insecta, Siphonaptera, Pulicidae. Gene Ontology annotation, molecular function: ATP binding; kinase activity. The coding region runs from base 1 to 1077 and encodes 358 amino acids. The record is from RefSeq and is a predicted model, not a curated record. The transcript has 4 exons.
AUGCCCUUUAAAGAAUAUGAUGCUGAUAUUCUUGUUUUUGGCUACCCUUUAAACAUGAAUAGCACAGAGAUAAAUGUGAAAUAUAAAAAAAUUAAUUUAAUCGCUAUCGCUGGCGGCAGUGCUUCAGGAAAAACAACAGUAGCAGAAAAAAUUGCUGAAGCUUGUAAUAAAAAAAAUGUCAUUUUUGUACAAAUGGAUAAUUAUUAUCAUGACCUUAGUAACUUAAAAGUUGAAGAAAGAAAAAAAACUAAUUUUGAUCAUCCUAAUGCUAUUGAUAUGAAAUUAUUAAUUUAUGAUUUAGAACAAUUAUUACUUGGUAAUGCUAUUGAAGAGCCUAUUUAUGAUUUUAAAAUCAAUAGUCGCAGUAAAAAUACUGAGAUUAUUGGUCCGGGUGAUGUUAUCAUUCUGGAUGGUAUUUUUGCUUUAGAAAAUCCUAUUAUUCGUGAAUUAUCUACUAUUAAAAUUUUGUUGAUACUGAUAUUAGAAGUUGAUGGUAACAAAUUUAAUACCGAAGAAACAGUUCUUAAUGAAAUUAUUCGUUUAAAUGAAGAAAUAACAUCUGAACAUGUUGAAAUUAAAAACUUUAUUACUGCAUCAGAAAUUAAAAAUGGUUCAGCAGAAUUACAUGCUAAAACUGACAGUAAAUAUACAGGACAAGUUAACAUUACAAUUACUGCAAAAGACAAAAUCGCUUUAGACAGUAAAAUUACUAACAAAGAAGUUAACGAUAACAAAUUUAAUACUGAAAAAGCAGUUCUUGAUGAAAUCAUUAAACAAAACAAAGAUGUAACUGCUAAUGAUGUUGAAAUUAAAAAAUUCAAAGCAGCAUCUGAAAGAACUGCUGGUUCAGCAGAAUUACAUGCUAAAGCCGACAGUAAAUAUACAGGAAAAGUAAAUAUUAUAAUUACAAAAGUUGAUACUGAAGAAGAAAGAUUAGUAAAAAUUAUUAAAAAAAUUAAAGUUGCUAAUGAUAAAGAAAGAUAUGGUUUAGUAGAACAACGUAUUAACAUUUAUUUUACAAAUGAAAACAUGUUAAUUGAUAAUGAAAAUAAAACAUUAAAAUUUGAUAAUCUUUGA